GGGGCUGCACAUGCUGGUUCCUGGCUGGGGUGGGUUCCCUUUCCACUAGCCAGCCAUGCAGGGCCCUUGUCUGUGUCCACGGGUACUAUACGCCCUGCUGGGAUGGCUGUUGGCACUGUUGGCCCAGAGCAAUGCAGCGCCAGGUGCAGCCCCCCAGGAGCUGGGGUCGGGGGCUCAGGGGCUCCCGUUUGGACCGGCGGCCAUACGAGGCUCUGAGCCCGCUGGCGGACAUGCCCCUCGGGACGGGCACCGUAGGCUCCGGCCUGGAGCACAGCCCAGAAAUGGGCCAGUGCCGAUGCUGUGGCUCUCCCCGGCUGCAGACAGAUGAGCCUGUUGGUGGCCAGCGAGGAUUCCAGCUACAUGCCAGCCCGGAUCGUGGUCAUGGGAGGAGAGAACCCGGCCAGCAUCAGCACCGAGCUCAAUACGGUGAACGUCAUGCCCUCGGCCAGCAGAGUGAUCCUUCUGGAGAACCUGACCCGCUUCUGGCCCAUCAUCCAGAUCAAGAUCAAGCGCUGCCAGCAGGUGGGUGUGCUGGUGGGCCCCCGACGGGUUCGGUCACAGGGACCCCCUUGGGACUGUCACCUGAUGCGCUGAAUUUGCCUCUGAGCCCGUUUUUCCCUGCCAGCUUGGGACUCCAGAACCCUGCCUUGUUGAGCCAGACAUGCUAGCCUGCUGCAACCCGACCCAGGGUCUGGUCCACGUCCCCAAAGC
This is a messenger RNA of Chrysemys picta bellii (western painted turtle), 711 nucleotides long. The record is from RefSeq and is a predicted model, not a curated record. NCBI's taxonomy places the organism in Eukaryota, Metazoa, Chordata, Testudines, Emydidae.